Molecule: messenger RNA, 546 nt
Organism: Dujonia railenensis
Lineage: Eukaryota; Fungi; Ascomycota; Pichiomycetes; Serinales; Debaryomycetaceae
Source: the annotation of a GenBank genome assembly
AUGUUUUUCGUUGGCUUAAAGCAAUCAGCCAAAACGGGGAUUUUCGCCAGAAAUGCCGCCCGUUUCAACUCUACCUCAGGGUCGCCCUCCAGUGGCAUGACCUGGAUCGAUUUCUUCAAAUUGAAGAAGCAAAACUCCAGAGUUAACAUGGUCUCUUCCGGAUUCACCAGUGUGGUGGGAUCGUUCGUGACCCUCACAGCGCUUGGAAAUAUCGAAAUCGACGUCGAAAAACCGAUCAUGGGCCUUGAUCCCUUGAUGAUCAUGGGUGGUUGUGUGAUCCUUGGUGGAGCCUUUGGCUACGUCUUGGGACCCUUUGUCGGUACGCCAAUUUUCAAUAUGCGCAACAAGGCACUUUUGCAGCAGUUCAAGACUAAGGACAGGCAGUUCUUCAACCACAUCAAGUCCAAGAGAGUGGAUCCUACAUCGCAGUCGUUUUCCAACCCUGUGCCAGAUUACUAUGGGGAGAAGAUCUACUCGUUGAAGGAUUACAAACAGUGGUUGAGAGACUGCAAUGCAUUCAGGAGAAAGACCAAGGAAUUCCUUUAG